Messenger RNA from Populus euphratica (Euphrates poplar), 998 nucleotides. Its product is annotated as cytochrome c oxidase subunit 6b-1-like. Lineage: Eukaryota; Viridiplantae; Streptophyta; Magnoliopsida; Malpighiales; Salicaceae. Gene Ontology annotation, cellular component: respiratory chain complex IV; mitochondrion. The transcript has 5 exons. The record is from RefSeq and is a predicted model, not a curated record. Bases 103 to 672 code for a protein of 189 amino acids.
UAACCCGAGCACUGCCUUCCUGAUAUCACUCUGAUUGGCCGCUCGCUCUUGUUGAAUCAACUCAACCGCAAAGCUGAUCGCUUCUUCCCCUUCUUCCACUAAAUGGCGGAAACUGCUGUUGCAACCACCGAAGCCCCAACCCUAUCUGAGCAAUAUUUAUUGAAGGGAAAAGAAGAGAAGACCAAUGUGGUUUCAAAACCUGUUGAAGUAAAAGAAGACGAGAAGCCAGCAACUGUUGUUUCUGAGGAAAUUGUGGAGAAAGCUGAGGAACCACCAGCACCUGCUGCUGAAGAAAAAACUGCAGAUACUCCUCCUGCUGUCGAAGAAAGCACUGAAACUCCCGCUACUGCUGAAAGCAACAGUGAAGAUACCCCUGCUGCUGCUGAAGAAUCCAAUGAAGCUACAGAAGAGAACUCAGGAAAAGAAGCUGCAGAAGAGAGGCGGGAGAUUAAGAUUGAGACAGCACCAGCUGAUUACCGAUUCCCAACUACAAAUCAAACAAGGCACUGCUUUACCAGAUACAUUGAAUAUCAUCGGUGCGUAGCUGCCAAGGGUGAAGAUGCUUCAGAGUGUGAUAAGUUUGCCAAAUAUUAUCGUUCACUCUGCCCUAGUGAAUGGGUGGAGAGAUGGAAUGAGCAAAGGUCAAAUGGCACGUUUCCAGGCCCCCUGUAGGUGUUUCCUGUUUGAAGACCCCCAUGCAGUUUGUUUUCUGCUGCUAAAUCAAAGUUUCAACCAACAGAUGAGUACCUUUAAUGAAAAGUGUUUUCUCAGGGAAUGCCCUGUUUGAAUCAAUGAGUUAAUAAGAAAUUUUGGCUUGUCUUUUAGAACUAGCUCAAGUCUGAACACAGAAUGUGUUGCUUGUCUUAAGAUGAAGCUUAUUUUUUUUUCCCAUUUUUUCCUGCUUUAACUGUUGUGUAACAGUUACUCAUUACUGUUUAGAACCCAAAAGAAUCUUGAAUUAGAUAAUAAGAACAUAUACUUGCCUUGAUUACUCUCAA